CUUUUCCGCUUUUUCAUUCGGUGCUGGAGAGAGUCGGCGGGGUGAACACGGGGCGAGAGCCUGGGGUAGAAUGGUGGGCCUCCAAAGGGGGACGGCGACACGGAUUCACACACUGAGGGCUUGAACAUCGACGCGGUUCGUCUUUGGGCGGCCUGUAUGACGUCUGCUGUGGCUGGGAAUCGUUAGACCUUCGCCAACGGGCUUUUGAGCUUUUCCCCCAACCGCUGGCUGACUGACUGCGUUGUAAGAGGGGAGAGAAGGACAAGGAAGAAGCCGAGAGGAAGUGUGGAGGACCGCAGGCUUUCUGAGGCCUCCCCUAAGCUGCUGACAGCACGACAAACUGGGCACAGACACAGCUCAAGUAACGUCUUAAAUACUGGCUUUUAACGUCUUUAAUAACCUUGAAGCCUGAGGAUCAUUGUGCAUGACAGCUAUUGCAGGUAGUGGAUUAGGUUGAACUCUUCUACCUUUCUUCAUUUGGACAGUACUGUGCUCAAGACUCUUAACUCUGAAUACUUCUUAGGUGUCUAAAGAGAACGUUCACAAGCUGCUACUGGCUGUAAUCAUUACUACUCAAGUGACGGGUUUACGUCCAUUUUGUACAUCCUGCCCCUUACUUUCUGAGUCUGUCAUUCCUAAGGGAAAGUUUAUGAUUUGUGCUUGGAUGAGUGGAAGUGAACACUGCUCCCAUUGGAGUUGGUUCAUAGUCCAUAUUGAUUGACUGACCAACUCGAGAAAGCACACUCAGCAAGAACUGUCUGAAACUUUCAGGGGCCAUUGUGUGUUCAGUAUUAUUUCCUAGUAAGAGUGAAGGAGAUAUUUAUGAACUAUUUACAAGAUGGGGAAGAUGCUGUCAAAAAUAUUUGGCAACAAGGAGAUGAGAAUAUUGAUGCUAGGGCUCGAUGCAGCAGGAAAGACCACCAUUCUGUAUAAACUGAAACUGGGACAGUCUGUAACUACUAUACCUACAGUGGGCUUCAACGUGGAGACAGUCACCUAUAAAAACGUCAAGUUCAAUGUGUGGGAUGUUGGCGGACAGGACAAGAUUCGUCCCCUCUGGCGGCACUACUACACGGGCACACAAGGGUUAAUUUUCGUCGUGGAUUGUGCGGAUAGAGAUCGUAUUGACGAGGCCAGGCAAGAACUGCACCGGAUCAUCAAUGACCGGGAGAUGCGUGACGCCAUCAUUCUGAUUUUUGCAAAUAAGCAAGAUCUACCUGAUGCCAUGAAACCACACGAAAUUCAAGAGAAGCUGGGACUAACGCGCAUCAGAGAUAGGAAUUGGUAUGUGCAGCCUUCAUGUGCUACCACAGGUGAUGGACUGUAUGAGGGCUUAACAUGGCUAACCUCAAAUUACAAAUCUUAAUGACCGACUGAUUGGCAAUGACUGUUUUAGUUAGAAAGAAAAAUAAACCUGGUGAGAAAAAAAUAACAUUAUCUCUCUGAUGAACAUGCUCAAAACUUUGAAUUAUAUUUUCAUUUAUUUUUGAUUGUUGAAAUGACCCUUAUGACUAAUAAUUUAUCUCUUUGAACAAGAAUGGGUUUUGCUCGCAUUUAGUUCUGUUUUGUGACACCCGUCACCUUACUUAAUUGACUGUUGCUUGGUAGAGCAUUCCUGAAUUUAAUCUAAAUGCAGAUUCUCUAUUUUUUUCUGAAUAAUAUAGGUUUUUGUAUCUGAUUUCUUUCUUUUUAUUUGGUUAAAGUUUAUUCUUCCUGA
Colossoma macropomum (tambaqui) is the source of this 1717-nucleotide messenger RNA. RefSeq names its product ADP-ribosylation factor 6b (gene arf6b). Gene Ontology annotation, biological process: intracellular protein transport; vesicle-mediated transport. The transcript is spliced from 2 exons. Lineage: Eukaryota; Metazoa; Chordata; Actinopteri; Characiformes; Serrasalmidae. The record is from RefSeq and is a predicted model, not a curated record. Gene Ontology annotation, cellular component: cytoplasm. Gene Ontology annotation, molecular function: GTPase activity; GTP binding. Bases 839 to 1366 code for a protein of 175 amino acids.